Molecule: messenger RNA, 984 nt
Organism: Diaporthe amygdali
Lineage: Eukaryota; Fungi; Ascomycota; Sordariomycetes; Diaporthales; Diaporthaceae
Exons: 1
Coding region: 1-984 (327 amino acids)
Source: RefSeq, a predicted model, not a curated record
AUGGCGAAUUCGGAAGACACACCGCGCUUGAAGAUCUCGAUGAUCUCUAGCUCUGCGCCGAUCCCAGCCAAGAGAAGUAUCAACGGCUUGUCGCUAAUGCUGAGCCAGCGACUCUCGUCCGGUCCUUCUAUAUUGCCAACUGUAUCCGAGGAUGCCGAUGAAGUACCCUCCCCGCCGUCCUCAGCAGCUGCAUCGGCAGCAUUAUUACAACCUGCGCCAUUGUCCCGCGCCCCCACUGGCGAGGGCGGAGAGGUGUCAAAGGUUGGGGGCCACUUCGCCCAGUUCCGGUCGCAGAAUUUCGAGCCCAAUGAUUCUGCCCCAUUCAGCGACGAGUGGGAGCGGCUGACGGCCUCCCAGGGGUGGGUGCCGGGCUCUCAGGCGUACAAUCGGGAACGGGCGCGGGCUCUGCGAAAUGAGCUGCGCGCUUGCUACUUUCCUCCGUCGAGCAUCAACAUCAAGGAGGAGCAAAAUGGGCAGCACGCAGAGCCAGCAAUCAAGCGUGAAGAGGCGGAUACAAUUGCGGAGGAAGGCGGAGGCGGAGAGGACUGUGCCGGAGGGCCCCUUGCGCUCGAAAUGGGGUUCGAGCAUAGAGGCCCCCUGGCAGAACUCAUGGGCUUCCAGGCGAUGUGCAGAGAUGUCGGACAGGAUCCAGGGAAUACUCUCAACGAGUGCAAGACAGCAUUGCGGGCAACACUUGUCAACAUUAUCGAUCUCAUCGACUCGCACCGCACAGGGCAGCCGGUGCAGGUGUGGACCGACUUCGAAAGCUUCCGUGCGUAUACCAUGCGAUCUGAGAAGACGAUGCCUCUCGACGAGGCUAAGAAGGACGAUCUGUUGAUAUGUUUCUUGAAGAAAAUCAGGUCUGGUGGACGCCACUCGAGAGGUCGUGCUGGUCGUGGUGUGAGUAAGAGGGUGAAGACGAGGGCGCCUUCUCUGGGUUCACGCCUAGAGGGCAAGAGAGAGAGGAAAAGGCCCCGUCGAUGA